Doryrhamphus excisus (bluestripe pipefish) is the source of this 825-nucleotide messenger RNA. RefSeq names its product EBP cholestenol delta-isomerase (gene ebp). Gene Ontology annotation, molecular function: C-8 sterol isomerase activity; cholestenol delta-isomerase activity; steroid Delta-isomerase activity. Lineage: Eukaryota; Metazoa; Chordata; Actinopteri; Syngnathiformes; Syngnathidae. Gene Ontology annotation, cellular component: membrane; endoplasmic reticulum. The record is from RefSeq and is a predicted model, not a curated record. Gene Ontology annotation, biological process: cholesterol biosynthetic process.
GAUUUUUUCCACAUGUUAAUAUAUUACGUCUGCGGCCAGCAGUUGUUUUAUAGUAGUUACAGUUUCUUUAUGAGAUCUUAAAUUGAGGAUUUUGCUGUUUAUCACUGGCGAUGGACGCUAGCUCAGCAUCCAGAUCUCUGCACCCCUACUGGCCCAGGGAUCUUGUGAUCCCUUCCUAUGUGGCCAAUGAUCGAUCCAUGGCAGAGAUCCUGGCGUUUCUCUUUUCCGUGUCCGGAGUCUUUCUUCUAGUGACUUGGAUGAUCACUGGUCGGCUGGGGGCAUGGAGACGUCUGGCUGUGUGCUGGUUUGCUGUUUGUGGUUUCAUCCACAGUGUCAUUGAGGGCUGGUUCUCACUCUACCAUGAUGUCAUUCCGGGAGACCAGAGCUUUCUGUCACAAUUGUGGAAAGAGUACUCCAAAGGCGACAGUCGAUAUGUAAUAGGUGAUAAUUUCACAAUUUGUAUGGAGACUGUGACUGCAUGGCUAUGGGGACCGUUCAGCUUUUGGGCCGUGUUUGCCUUCUUAACUAACAAGCCCUACAGAUACGUCUUGCAGCUCGUACUUUCACUUGGUCAGCUGUACGGAGCGGUGCUGUAUUUCUUCAUAGAGCACAGAGAAGGCUACUCUCACAGCGAGCUCGGACACCCCGUCUACUUCUGGUUCUACUUUGUGUUUCUGAACUUUUUGUGGAUAAUUAUACCGCUGGCGCUCAUCGUGGACGCAUGGAGACAAGUGACAGCGGCUCAGAGACAUACAGAUGGGAUUAAAAAGCAGAAGAAACAUUAGGAGGACAUGUGAUUAAAGGACACACUGAUGCUAUACAAGA